AGUGUGCCAAGGACUCAGAGGUGAGUGUGAAGCCAACCACAAGCCUGGGAGGACACGUGAGGGGAGCUGUGUUCUCGCUGGCCCAGUUGGCACAGCUGGCUGCACCUUCUGCCACAUUGCUGAUCACCGGUUGAAGGCAACACUGCAGAUUAUUACCUUGGUUCCCAAUGGUCCUCUGUUUGACAUGUAAUAAGUGAAGAAGUUUGCUUCAGUUAUCCCGUGUUUGCUGUCACCAUGUUGUUGCUCAGCAGACGUGCCAACUGUCAAGUCGGGGGAUUUGCUUUGGCCUGCAUAGCAUGGCUCCUCUGCAGCAUCUCCAUAGGCCUCCCACAAUGGCGAGUCUGGUACUUUAAUGAAACCGUUUUCUCUGAGCCUACCACAGCCUUCAUAGGGAUGUGGAGAGUCUGUUCUUACCACCAAAACAUCAAGCCCAGCAAUGCCAGAGGGUGUCAUGAAUAUACCUACCAUGACAACUUCAUUCCUUUGAAUAUUCGUAUCGUUCAACAUUUGUUACUGGGCUCCAACAUUCUCGGGUUAUUUGGAACAGUUGCCACCAUUCUUGCUGUUCGAAAUAUGUACACAGGGAAAGUGCAGAAGAAUACCACCUACAAUCCAUUCUUCGUUUCAGCCAUUCUCAGCAUCAUUGCCAGUACCUUUGUUCUCCUGGCUGUCUUAUGCAAUUAUUUCUCUGUCAUUCACAAAGCAACAAUUAGAUUUCCACCAUCUUUCCGUAUUCCUUUAUAUCCAUCUUAUCAGAGAAUUGGAAUUGCUAAUGUAGUGGCAAGUCUAGCUGCCCUCAUGUUUUUAGGCAGCAGCAUUAUUUUUCUGUCAUACUCUUCUGUGAUGGACAAGCAAGUGUAUCCUGAAGUUUAA
This is a messenger RNA of Microtus ochrogaster (prairie vole), 873 nucleotides long. RefSeq names its product claudin-34-like. Bases 235 to 873 code for a protein of 212 amino acids. NCBI's taxonomy places the organism in Eukaryota, Metazoa, Chordata, Mammalia, Rodentia, Cricetidae. The record is from RefSeq and is a predicted model, not a curated record. The transcript has 3 exons.